AAUCACCCUGUUCUCACAACAUAUUUCUCUCCUCUUCACUUUGCAGAAGCACAACCAUGGCACCUAUUAAUCAGAAAUCCGUUAUUACUUCCUCUCGUGACGUUCCCUUAAUGCAAUGUUUCCACGAUGACGCGAGCAGACGAUCGCAGCCCCCCGCGUGCUACAGUAGCAACGAUUGUGGAACUAGUGGUGGCAGAUGGCGUUGCAGUAGCAGCAACAGAAACUACCUCAACCACGCUAGUUUCGAGCGUAGAUGGUGCUGGUGGUACUUUGAGGAAGAAAUCAGUUGUCAGUGAAGACGGCAGCCACCACCACCUGUGCUUGUCCUACCCGGACAUGUCGAUCCACGUUGCACGCCAUACUUUGCUUGACUUUGUGUCCACCUUACGCCAUCGUCCCGACGCAUCCAUGAUUGUAGUUGCCAACAUUGACGUCCAUGGCAACUAUAUCGACUUUGGCUUACCAUCGCAGCGCGUUUUAUGCACACCGAACGCCGGAGGACCGAGUAUCAUGAGCGAGGCCAUGUCCGCCGAACUCAUUGACCGGUUGGUAGGGAUUCGCAACUUAUUGACCGAGACAGAAGUCCAAUACACGACCAAGGGCCCCAUUACCGAUUAUGCAUGCUACUCUGUGUCCACGUCGCAAGCACUCGGUGUUUCUGUUACACGUGCCAUGGCAUUUGGUCGCCGGUUCACGGCUCGCGAUGCUAUCCGAUUGAUGAAGAAAAAGAUCAACGGUAUCAACAAAUCGACAAAGACGGUGUCCAAUUACAAGUUUGAGCGACAGAUCCUGCAUGUCUGGGCAGCCACAGGUACAGACGCUGCCAUUGUGCGGCGUGCUUGUGCAAAGAUACCUGACCACAUACGAAAUAAUACCAUCAUACUUAUCACCACUAUUAAUAUGGAUUCUGUUUUUGCAAGUAAUUGAACUAUUACCAUUAUUAUUAAUAUGAUUUUUGUAAAAAAACACAAAAAAUAAAUUGUUUAUUCGU
This is a messenger RNA of Zychaea mexicana, 991 nucleotides long. RefSeq lists its product as uncharacterized. Bases 127 to 927 code for a protein of 266 amino acids. NCBI's taxonomy places the organism in Eukaryota, Fungi, Mucoromycota, Mucoromycetes, Mucorales, Lichtheimiaceae. The transcript has a single exon. The record is from RefSeq and is a predicted model, not a curated record.